AUGACUCACAAAAUUUACGCCUCCCCUCGCCGGAUAUUCACAUUUCCGGCGGUUCAUCCCUGCGAUGCCGUUGCUCCGGCGACGCUUCUCGCCUCUCUCGUCAAUCUUGCUACCACCAUUUGCGGAUACAAGUCCAAAUUAUUUGCUGCCAAUAAGCGGAACACACGAGAAUUGAUUCGCCAAAUAGGAAUUCUUCUGGUUUUCUUGGAGGAAAUCCUGGACCGGCGGCUGGAUCUUCCGGCGUCGGCUGUUCUCAGCUUCUCGGAGCUCCAUGUGACGCUCCAGAAGAUCGUGUACUUGUUGGAAGAUUGCUCGUUCGGCGGUGCCCGGUUGUUGAUGCUGAUGAAAUCGGAGAGGGUUUCGAAUCAUCUUAGGAUUUUGAUUAGGGCUACUGCGACCGCUCUAGAUGUGCUUCCUUUGGAGUUGAUCGAUGUGUCUGAUGAAGUUAAAGAAUCGGUUGAGUUGACGAUGAGGCAAGCACGGAGGGUGAGAUUCGAGGUUGAAGCCGAUGAUGAACGGGCUUCUAAGGAUGUUCUUUUGAUAUUGGACGGAUUCGAAGAUGGAGUUGUUCCUGAUAGUGGUGAUAUCAGAAGAGUUCUUGAUUAUGUUGGGAUUCGAAGUUGGAGUGAGUGUAACAAGGAGGUUAAGUUCUUGGAUACAGAGCUUGGGUUAGAGUGGUCGAAUAUGGAAAAGAGGGAGGUUGCUUUUCUUAGCAGUCUAAUGGCGUUUAUGAGCUACUGUCGCUUUGCAUUGUUCGAUGUUGUGGAUGGCGAAGCCGGGCAACAAUUGGAUAAGGGAUGCAGCAGUGACGUGCUUAAUUGCCUUAACCCCGAUGAUUUUCGAUGUCCUAUCACUCUUGAGUUGAUGACUGAUCCAGUGACGAUAGAGACAGGGCAUACCUACGAGCGAUCUUCCAUUCUGAAAUGGUUCGGAGCAGGAAAUCCCAUCUGUCCCAAGACAGGUGAGAAGGUUGUGAGCAUGGAUGUAGUCCCCAAUAUGGCUCUCCAGAGGCUUAUCCAGCAGUAUUGUUCUGCUAAUGGUAUUCCAAUUUCUGAGCUGGGUCAUAGGAAUCAUGAUAUUACAAGGACGGUUCUAGCGGGUAGUUUAGCAGCUGAGGGAGCCAUGAAAGUGAUGGCCAAUUUUCUUGCUGGCAGGCUUGCGGCUGGAACUAGUGGAGAGAGGAAUAAAGCUGCUUACGAAAUUCGUUUACUUGCUAAAACAAACAUUUUCAAUAGGUACUGCUUGGCGGAAGCAGGGACAAUCCCACGUCUAUUGCAUCUGCUUUCUUCUGGAGAUUCAUCCAGCCAACAUAAUGCCAUUGCAGCCCUCUUAAACCUUUCAAAGUAUUCGAAAAGCAAAACAAUCAUGGCUGAGAAUGGGGGCUUGGAAUUGAUUGUAGGUGUUCUAAGGAAGGGACUAAAGAUAGAGGUUCGAGAGCUUGCAGCUGCUACACUAUAUUACCUUGCUUCAGUGGAGGAGUACAGGAAAUUAAUUGGGGAAAUUCCAGAGGCUUUUCCAGCUCUGCUGGAGCUCAUCAAGACCAGGACCGAUCGGGGCAAGAAGAAUGCAUUGGUUGCUAUCUUUGGGCUCCUUACGUUCCCUGACAACCAUUGGAGGGUGCUUGCAUCAGGAGCAGUCCCCUUACUGGUCAAUCUUUUGACAUCUUCUGAGAGGGAAGAUCUGGUAACGGCUUCUCUAGCAGUUCUAGCAACUCUAGCAGAGAAACUAGAUGGAACAAUUACAAUCCUAGGAACGGGAGCUUUACAUCUCAUCUUGCAGAUUCUAAAUUCGUCCCCUUCAAGGCCAGGGAUAGAGUAUUGUGUUUCACUGUUGUUGGCUCUGUGCAUCAAUGGUGGGAAAGAAGUGGUUUCUGUUUUAGUAAAAAACCCUUCUCUCAUGGGAUCAUUAUAUUCCCUUCUCACCGAAGACAACUCCCGAGCAAGUAAGAAGGCCAGGUCGCUCAUCAGGGUCCUCCAUGAAUUCUGUGAAAGACGAGCCUCUGGCUUGGUGACUCCAGCAUUUCCAGAAGAAAGAUAUGUUGACGUAUGGUAA
Vitis riparia (riverbank grape) is the source of this 2052-nucleotide messenger RNA. RefSeq names its product U-box domain-containing protein 19-like. The record is from RefSeq and is a predicted model, not a curated record. Gene Ontology annotation, cellular component: cytoplasm; nucleus. Gene Ontology annotation, molecular function: ubiquitin-protein transferase activity; protein binding. NCBI's taxonomy places the organism in Eukaryota, Viridiplantae, Streptophyta, Magnoliopsida, Vitales, Vitaceae. The transcript has a single exon. Gene Ontology annotation, biological process: protein ubiquitination. The coding region runs from base 1 to 2052 and encodes 683 amino acids.